UCUUCCGGUUGUGUGUCGAUCUCUAGGUUCGGUAAAACAGCACUGUGGAUUGCCGCGAUGUCAGUGCAGGUUGUAGCAGCGAAAAUGGCUGAGGUCGAGCUAAAAGACGUCCCCAAGAAAGAAUUGCCCGUCGUUUCACCUGUUACAUCGAAGACAGAUGAAAAAGGCCCGUUCAACAACGAGGCUAAUGUUUCAGUGAUGUCUCCCAUGUCCGAGCCCGGUGUCAGGGGCGACCCGAGUCCUGUGAGCCCGAACCCGGUCAAGAUGCCUCAAGCGUCCGCGAUGAAGCGACCGGACCCGCAACAAAACGGCGGCGAGGCGUUCAUUAACAGUGACGGCACGGUCGCCGAGGCUCCUCGCAUGAAAAAGCAGAUCCAGUUUGCAGACCAGAAGCAGGAGUUCAACAAACGGCCCACCAAGAUCGGACGCCGCUCUCUGUCUCGCUCCAUCUCUCAGUCUUCUACAGAUAGCUACAGCUCAGCUGCCUCCUACACCGAUAGCUCGGAUGAUGAGACCUCUCCUCGAGACAAGCAGCAGAAGAACUCCAAGGGCAAUGGAGAUUUCUGCAUCAAGAACAUCAAGCAGGCUGAGUUUGGUCGCAGAGAGAUAGAAAUUGCUGAGCAAGAGAUGCCUGCUCUCAUGGCUCUGAGGAAAAGAGCUCAGGGAGAAAAGCCCCUGGCUGGAGCUAAAGUGGUGGGCUGCACUCACAUCACUGCCCAGACUGCUGUACUGAUGGAGACGCUGUCUGCAUUGGGUGCUCAGUGCAGGUGGGCUGCUUGUAACAUCUAUUCCACCCAGAAUGAGGUGGCAGCUGCACUUGCAGAGGGAGGCUUCUCUGUGUUUGCUUGGAAGGGUGAGUCUGAGGAUGACUUCUGGUGGUGCAUUGAUCGCUGUGUGAACGUGGAGGGUUGGCAACCCAACAUGAUUCUGGAUGAUGGUGGAGACCUGACACACUGGAUCUAUAAGAAAUACCCCAACAUGUUCAAGAAGAUCAAAGGCAUUGUGGAGGAAAGUGUGACCGGAGUUCACAGGCUGUACCAGCUGUCAAAGGCUGGCAAACUGUGUGUGCCUGCCAUGAACGUCAAUGACUCAGUCACCAAACAGAAAUUUGACAACCUCUACUGCUGCCGCGAGUCCAUUCUGGACGGUCUGAAGAGGACCACAGAUGUGAUGUUCGGAGGGAAACAGGUGGUGGUGUGUGGUUACGGAGAGGUUGGAAAGGGCUGCUGUGCUGCUUUGAAGGCAAUGGGCUCUAUUGUGUAUGUCACAGAAAUUGACCCUAUUUGUGCUUUGCAGGCCUGCAUGGAUGGCUUCAGACUGGUCAAACUGAAUGAGGUCAUCAGACAAGUGGACAUUGUCAUCACCUGCACAGGGAACAAGAACGUGGUGGUGAGAGAAAACCUGGACCGUAUGAAGAACGGCUGCAUUGUCUGCAACAUGGGCCACUCCAACACUGAGAUCGAUGUGGCAAGUUUGAGGACCCCUGAGUUGACCUGGGAGCGUGUGAGAUCACAGGUGGACCAUGUGAUCUGGCCUGAUGGCAAGAGAAUAGUGUUACUGGCAGAGGGUCGCCUCCUCAACCUAAGCUGUUCUACUGUACCCACAUUCGUCCUGUCCAUCACAGCCACAACCCAGGCUCUGGCUCUGAUAGAGCUGUACAAUGCUCCAGAGGGCCGCUACAAACAGGAUGUUUACCUGCUGCCUAAGAAGAUGGACGAGUAUGUGGCCAGCCUUCACCUGCCCACAUUUGAUGCCCACCUCACUGAGCUGAGCGAUGAGCAGGCCAAGUAUCUAGGCCUAAACAAAAAUGGUCCCUUCAAGCCAAAUUACUACAGGUAUUAAAGCACAUCACCAAUGGAAAAUGAAGAUUAGAGAAUUUAGCCAGACUCAUCAAUCCAGGGGAAGCUGGGGUUCAGCCUCUCUCUCGGAGAGGGGGGGAGGGGGGGGAGAGGCUCUGUGCUGAUUGGCUGUAGCCUUGGGCAUGGCUUGCAAUGGCUGCAGCAGUUUUUAUUUAUUUUCUGCUACAAAUAGCAUAACUCUAAUCCUUUUAUGAGCUGCUACUGCUAGUGGCCCAUCCUAGCAUCAUCUUUAUUGAAAUUUCAGACUUUCAUCCUCUUUAGAUUCUUGUGUUAGUUGUACCUAAUCCAAUUAGAGAUCUUUUGUUUAAUCUUGGCUAAGCUGAUUUGACAAAGCUGGAAAAAAAAAACAUGUACCAUUUUUGACCUUUAAUGAUUAUUGUGUUGGACAUGCAGUAUGUCCUUUUGUCUUUAUUUUCUAAGUCGGGGGGGGGGGGGUCCUUCUUUCUAUGAAAUGGUGGGUUCAGACACGGUUAUGGCUGGGUCCAAGGGUCCCAAUUAUAUAUUUUCUUUCCUUUGUUCACAUAAUUGAGAAGUGAUUAUUUUAUUUUUUAAAAAUUGAUUUUUACUCAAAUUUUAGGAUUUGUAUUUUUUCUUCCAGUUCUUAAUCACAAUAAGCAAGACUCAUUUUAACUGACACCGAUAAACGUGGGGGCACAGCCACUCUUUACCCUGCUGUCACUACAACUGGAUACGGAUUAUUUCCAUGACCAGACUGUAACCAUCUCAGUGUGUCUCCCAAAGAGGCUCAUGCUGUUUCGAUAUUGAAAUGAAGCCAGUAUUAAUGUUUUAAAAAUGUUCCCUCUAUUAAGCAUUUCUCCCACUCUAGUUCUUGAUUUUCAUAUUAUGUUAUUGCAGAUGCUUUUCAGGCUGUAUAAUCCUUCACAGGGGUGUAUAUUUAAAUAUUUAUACAGAAAACUUAAGAUUUUUCUAUCUUCUACUUCCUCUUUCUGUUCCCAUGAAAUCAUCCUGUAUUAAUAUAGAGAGAAGCAAAUUAAAUGUUCUAUUACAUUUUAGUGUAAUGUUAAAUGUACUGAAAAGUUCGAUUUAUAUACUGUGAAGUAAAGAUUAUUUUGAUGAAAUACCAAAUGUAUAGUCAGGCCGGUACCCAGUUUCUUUGCCAGGCUCUCCAGGAUUUGUGUAAAGUGGGGGGGAUUAGGUGGAACAAAGAGUGACGUCUGUGCACAUUUCAGUGUUUUAAGGGGAGUUUGGAACAAACUGCUUCGAUAUAACUGCUCUCAAAGCUGCCUUGGCUGAAUGGCCUAUUGAAAUUUGACAAAAUCUGGCUCUUUAUUUCACUACACUUUUAAAAUGACCUUUAUGACAGGUGACUGUUUCAUCUUUGAUCAACUCUGUAUGUUUCUUAUAAAGGGAGUGAAUCGUUUCUUCAGACUCCAUAUUGCUGUGCGUCCUGUGCCAUUUUCUUCUUUUACUACUACAUAGCAAAAUAGAGAGCAACAAUACACAAGUCUUAGAUUUUAGUGUUAUUACAUCAGAUUCACACAUCUCUACAAUCCAAAUACCUGGUUUUGGAUGUUUAUUCUGAUUAUAACAGUGUUAAGCAGGUCUCACCUCGCUUGUUGUCCUAGGUUGUUGCCAAGCUCAGCAUUACUAUACUGCAAACCCUUCAUUAAAUCCCUCUGCAGUCACUCUAAUGAUGUAGUAUUUUAUGCCCCUAAUACACUUGGUGUUAAGUUUAUGUACCGAAGCUCCAUACUGUAUCACCAACUGUCAGUUUCUCCCAUCUGUCUGUGUUUAGUCAACGGCACUUGUGCUGACCUUGAUGUGGCUUAAAUUUUUUAAUUUCUUUUUUUUUUUCUGUCUGCGUUUGGGUGUGCAUACAUUUUUAUGUGUGUUUGAGGGGGCUCGUGUGUGUACAGGUUUUUUUGCAAGGCCGGAAUUUUGUCGCAGUGUUGCUGUUGACUCAGGAUCCGAGCCUGUGUCUAAGGCUGACAUGAUCAGUGGUCCCACAGCAGCACGUGCAGCGAGUUAACACCAGCAUCUCGUGUAGAAACGAGCUUCAUAGGAACUCAAUCAGAUCCACUCCUGUAUUUAUUGUAUUCAGUACAAAUAAGAGAAUCUUUAAUGUUACUUUUGUCAAAACAAUGUUUAAAUAUUUCAAAUUGAUGGUAGAUGAGCAAUAAUCAAUAUGUAACCUGAAAGAAUAAAAUAAAAGUCAUAAAAAUGUAUUGGAGGAAAUGUUCA
This is a messenger RNA of Ictalurus punctatus (channel catfish), 4061 nucleotides long. It is a transcript of the gene ahcyl2b, whose product is annotated as adenosylhomocysteinase like 2b. The transcript has 17 exons. The coding region runs from base 58 to 1842 and encodes 594 amino acids. Gene Ontology annotation, biological process: L-methionine cycle. The record is from RefSeq and is a predicted model, not a curated record. Gene Ontology annotation, cellular component: cytosol. NCBI's taxonomy places the organism in Eukaryota, Metazoa, Chordata, Actinopteri, Siluriformes, Ictaluridae.